AUGACUAUUCGUGUGUCUCGUAAUUCAUCAAUAUCCAUUGGCGGUUUUCAAAUUCAUCAGUCCUCCGCUAAUCAGCCUCCUAUAUCGGCUAUAUCUGCAAUAACAUACCCUUCGUCUUCUACUCGAAGUGUGACUCGUACUCAAAGAAUGAAUAGUGCUCGAUCUUCGAAAUCAUCGCUUUCUUCGAUGUUACCAUUACUUAGUCGAAACACUGGACAAUUUACGAAUCUAGUUGGCUCAGUUGAUAGUAGCAUUACAGUGCGACAACAUAUACAGGAACAACAACGUUUAUUAGCUAUGAAUACGAAGCAUGAUUUACUUGAAUCAGUGCAAGAUAGAGAUGAAAAGACUUAUCCAAGGCAAGAUAGUGUUUUGAGUUCAGCAUUUUCCAUGGCCUCAUUGCCGAAACCAAGUACUCGACUUAAUAUGCAGAGGCCUUAUACUCCUCGCGCAUCGAAAAUAAGAAAUCGCAUCACAGUCGAAGCCUUGCAAAUGAUGCAAGGUGCUCGUGAAGUGCCAGCACGCCAGGCACAGAAGCAGUCAGCAUCUACAUCUGGAGCAGAUUUAGUUGGUUCACCACCAUUGUCGUCGUCAUUAAACUCGUUUCAUAAUGUUCAAACGCUUGAAGUAUCUGCAAAAAUUCAAACCAAUUUACCUCAAUCAUCUGAACAAUCGAUUUUCAUUCAGUCUGAUAAUGUUGAACGGACCGUAUACCAGUCAAUACAAGCUAAUAAUUCUCAUACUGAUCACAUUCACCGCAUUAACGUAACUACUGAAAAUAAUCAACAUAAUGGUCAAUAUCCGAUCAACUCACAGGAACUUCGUUUGCGUUCACUUAUUAAUCGUAAUCGAAUUACAUCAAAUCGUAUGCAUAUUGAUAAUUCUAGCAAGAUUUCGUCAUUAAAACCUGGUACUGAAAUCAAAUUUGAACUGAAGGAAAAUAGUGGUGUUGGCCAUUAUGUUUUACCUGAAAGUGCUGCAGUGGAAGAUGAUAAAGCAAGUUUCCAAAGAUCCGUUUCGCAAAUCCAAGCUUUUCAAGUUCCUUCACCAAAUCUGCAGCAUCAGUAUGGAGAUCGAGGGCAACAAUUUGUUCAAUCUAAUGCACAAAUUGUUCAUGUUUCACAAAAUGUUAGUUGA
Dracunculus medinensis (Guinea worm) is the source of this 1137-nucleotide messenger RNA. The record is from the annotation of a GenBank genome assembly. Lineage: Eukaryota; Metazoa; Nematoda; Chromadorea; Rhabditida; Dracunculidae.